ACAGUUCUUAUUAACAUUCAUUUUUGUUUUUAUCUUUUUUUUGGUAGACUAGGUUUGCAAUGAAGAAAGUAGAGUAUUCAGCCAAAUAUUUGAUGGCUAAUAUUGAUAUACACUAUAGACUAGGAUUGCACAUAUUUAAUAGCUACCGAUGGUUGGUUUUUUCAGUUCUUCAUGAGAAAAAAUAGAUCAAAGUGACUACCAUUAUUUCAUUUGCAUUACUAAAGGACCAAGUUACUGCUUUCUCUUGCUUUUCUCCCCUGCUCUGUGUAUCAUGUAGGAUUGUCAUAUAAAAUAAAAUGUUAUAUAAUGGGGUCUUUCUGUUCUAACUGUACUAAAAUGUUUACAGAAAUUCCCAACAGCCUCCGCUGUCCGACAAGGACCAUAAAGAGAAGGCUCAGAGGAGUGUGUUUGUUCAAGGACUGUUGCUGUCCACUAUUCUUGAUGAUGACUUAUAAGUUAUCAAUCAAAUAUUUGUAGUGAAUGUGCCCGGUUAGGUGUGAGAGUAAAAAUAUGAAGAGGGAAGCAAUGUUAGCUUUAGCUCAUCACACAAGUGAUAAUAAUCAGAUCAGAACAACUCUGUUCUCCUAUAUUGUAUGUAGUGCUUUUUGUGCAUAAUUAAUGGAAAGAUGGAAGAACUUAUCCUACCUUUCUGUGUGGGGGUUAUCUCAUUUUUAC
This is a messenger RNA of Rubroshorea leprosula, 675 nucleotides long. The record is from the annotation of a GenBank genome assembly. Lineage: Eukaryota; Viridiplantae; Streptophyta; Magnoliopsida; Malvales; Dipterocarpaceae.